Ichthyophthirius multifiliis is the source of this 456-nucleotide messenger RNA. RefSeq lists its product as hypothetical. Lineage: Eukaryota; Ciliophora; Oligohymenophorea; Hymenostomatida. The transcript is spliced from 4 exons. The record is from RefSeq and is a predicted model, not a curated record.
AUGAUAAUAAUUAAAGCAGCAUAAAAUUAAAAAAGCAAUAAGAUUUUAUUGAAACUAUUUAUCGAAAUCCCCAAAAUUAUAAUGAGAAUAUUAAUUUAUAUAAAAAUAUUAAAAUUACAUCACCCAAGUAGUUAAGAUCACAUUUAGUUUUAUUAGAAAUAUAACAUCCUAUAUCAAAUGCAACUAUUUUUAAUAUUUCUUAAAUAUCAGAUUUAUACUAAAGCCCGAAUUCAAAUGAUGCAGAUUGUUUAAAGUUAAAUUUUUCACAAAAUUUACUGUACUAACCUAAAAAAUAUAUUGUACCUAUUCAUAGUUUCAGUGUCAAAGCAACAAUAAUAGACAUAGAAGAAAAAAAUAAACUUGAAAUAGACUUCUAUGUAAAUUUAAAACAUCUAGAAUAAAAUACAUAUAUUUAACUAAUAGCGAAAAAAGAAAAUUUAGGAGAAAUAAUCAUGA